Protobothrops mucrosquamatus (brown spotted pit viper) is the source of this 621-nucleotide messenger RNA. RefSeq names its product fMet-Leu-Phe receptor-like. Gene Ontology annotation, molecular function: complement receptor activity; G protein-coupled receptor activity. Bases 1 to 621 code for a protein of 206 amino acids. Gene Ontology annotation, cellular component: plasma membrane. The transcript has 2 exons. Gene Ontology annotation, biological process: positive regulation of cytosolic calcium ion concentration; complement receptor mediated signaling pathway; phospholipase C-activating G protein-coupled receptor signaling pathway. The record is from RefSeq and is a predicted model, not a curated record. NCBI's taxonomy places the organism in Eukaryota, Metazoa, Chordata, Lepidosauria, Squamata, Viperidae.
AUGAGCAACACAACUUUUGACGCCUCAGGCUUGAAUAAUUCUGUGGAGUAUGAAUAUUACUACGAUUAUGAGGAUCCGACCUAUAAAUUGGAAAGAGCAAUGCACGUUAUCUCCAUGGUGAUCUACAGUCUGGCCUUUGUGCUGGGGGUCCUUGGCAACGGGCUGGUCAUCUUCAUCACUGGCUUCCGAAUGAAGAAGUCCGUCAACACGGUCUGGUUUCUCAACCUGGCCAUUGCUGACUUCGCCUUCACCUUCUUCCUUCCCCUGAGCAUUGCUUAUUUAGCCCUGAGAUUCCACUGGCCCUUUGGCUGGUUUUUGUGCAAGUUGAACAGCACCUUGGCCUUCGUCAACCUCUAUGCCAGUGUUUAUCUCCUCAUGAUCAUCAGCAUUGACCGGAUGCAAACGACGAUGAGGAUCGGGAUCCCUUUGGUAACAAGUUUGGCUUUCGUCAACAGCUGCCUCAACCCCAUUUUGUAUGUCUUCAUGGGCCAGGAUUUCAAAAAGAGACUGAGACUGUCCCUCUUUUCGGUUUUUGAGAAUGCCUUUACCGAAGACAACAGCCAGAACUUAACCACCAGCAAGACUAAAUCUUCAGCCGAGACCGUGUCUCAGGAGCUCUGA